CUUAACAACCAGUCUAACAUUAGCUCUUCAACAGCUAUUUACAAUUCAAGCAACAAGCUAAGAAUAAAACAACAUCAUUUUUAUUUAUUUAAAGUGUUCGACGUCUAUAAAGUGUUUUUAUUCAAUCAGUGAUUAAGUGAUUUUCUUUUCGUUUAAGUGCAAAUUAUAUUGAAGUAAAAUUAGCAAUGAUGACGGAAACCGUAGUUCAAGUGCAAGAUUCAUCGCCACAUUCAAAUAAUGCCGCAAAACCAAAUGAACAAAAUGGUCAAGCAAAUCAACAACAAUCACCUUUAGGUUGGGUGAAACUUAAUGUGGAUUAUUUUAAAACUUUACCGGGAAUGUUAAAAAUUGCUGAAGCGUUAUUAGCAAUCAUAUGUUUAGCGUUUGGAUCACCUGCAUAUUUGGGAGGAACACAUUUCUUCUUAUUCGUAGUAUCAACAAGUUUAAUUGCCACAAUUAUAUGGAUAUUCGUUUACUUCUUAGGCGUUCGUGAAGCAUUAAAUUUACCCAUCAAUUGGAUGCUUACAGAAUUAUUAAACACAGCAAUUGUAGCUGGAUUGUAUCUAUUAGGAUCGUUAAUACAGUUAAUAGCAUGGUCGCCAUAUUACGGUCAUCCAAAAGGAGUUAACAUUACAGCUGGGAUUUUUGGUUUAUUCAACACAUUAGCAUAUGCACUUGGCGCUUAUUUAUUAUAUAUCGAGUGGAAAAACAACAAUCGCGUUGGUCAAUAAACAUCAUACAGAAAUUAUUUUGUACAAUAUAUCGAAAAUAAAUAGAAUUCUAAUAAAUUACUUAGAAUUUAAGUUAUUUACUUUGUACUGAUUAUAUUAGAAAAAAAAUUUUUAUGAACAAAGAAACUAUACUUCAAAUCAUUUUUAGUUUUUAUUUGUCUAGUCAAAUUCGGAAAAAGAUAAUAAACACAAGUGGAAAAAAGAAGUUUAACGAAAAUUUGGAAUUAAAAUAGUUUAAUGGUUAAUUUUCUGAUAUAAUUAUUGCAAUGAUAUAAAUACCUGAAGUAAAACUAUCCAAGAAUACACAUUGCCUAAGAAUAUGCAUUAAUGUAUGGACAUUUAGGCUCUCCGGCAGACACCACGCAAUAUUUUUUUAAAUCUAGGCUUUCCUUGAAAAACUAUUAAUACUUUUGCAAACAAAGUCAAUUGAGAAAACUCUGGUUUGACUAUCUGUAAAGUACUAAUUUCUCUGGUUUGAAUAUUGGAAAGCUUUUGUUGAACGACACUUUAUUUUUUUCUCUUGUAAUAUUAGACUCUUUUAGUGCGUAUUUUUAGAAGGUCUGUAGCCUAAGAUUAAAGCAUUGAUUUUGUUAUACACGGUGUUCUGUUAUUGAUAGCAGAAAAGUAUACCAGUAAAUUAAGCUUAUCAAGACAAAUGGAAAAGCUAUUUACCAAAUUUCGAUCUGAAGCCUGAUUCGGGAGAUUCUAGAUC
Chrysoperla carnea is the source of this 1443-nucleotide messenger RNA. RefSeq lists its product as uncharacterized. Gene Ontology annotation, cellular component: membrane. The coding region runs from base 186 to 731 and encodes 181 amino acids. NCBI's taxonomy places the organism in Eukaryota, Metazoa, Arthropoda, Insecta, Neuroptera, Chrysopidae. The record is from RefSeq and is a predicted model, not a curated record. The transcript has 4 exons.